This is a messenger RNA of Suillus discolor, 1898 nucleotides long. Its product is annotated as major facilitator superfamily domain-containing protein. The transcript has 10 exons. Lineage: Eukaryota; Fungi; Basidiomycota; Agaricomycetes; Boletales; Suillaceae. Gene Ontology annotation, cellular component: brush border membrane. The record is from RefSeq and is a predicted model, not a curated record. Bases 270 to 1667 code for a protein of 465 amino acids. Gene Ontology annotation, biological process: transmembrane transport. Gene Ontology annotation, molecular function: transmembrane transporter activity.
GGGGGAAAGUACCCACAGUCGGCCCACGUAGCCGAUCAUAACGCAGUGCAUAUGUGAUGAACCGCAACAUAUGUACCGCCUCUGUGUAAUUCAUCCAAACAACUAACACACUGGUGUACUCGCAACUGGUUUGCGAGUCACUUUUCCCAUUAGCUGAACUUCCGUUAUUUAGAUCGCCAAACUAUUGACGUGGCCUAUCGUAUUCACUUGCGCAGUUCGAACGCGGGUCGUGAAUAUCAUCCUCUAAGCUUGCGCCUCUGAAAGAGAACAUGGGAAAAGUAGAACGUAUAGUCUUUCUGUCGCUCGUUCUUGAUCUCUUUGCAUUUACAAUCCCUCUACCCUUGUUUCCUCGUAUAAUCGAGUGGUAUACUGUGAGAGAAAUUUCCGACCCCAAUGGCCUCCUUUCCAGAACACUGCGGUUUGUUUCGGCGGUGCGAGGCAUCUUCUAUAAGCCACUACAAAACUCCCAGAGAUGGGAUGUAGUUUUCCUUGGGGGUCUGAUGGGUUCCGUUUUCUCCACUCUACAGUUCUUGGUAUCGCCGCAUAUAGGAUCUCUCUCCGACACUUAUGGGCGCAGGAAUGUCCUUUUGGUCACUAUGAUAGGAAAUAUAUUGUCCGCGCUCAUUUGGAUCCAGUCAACCACUUUUGCUUCUUAUAUGCUUUCCCGCGUCGUAGGGGGUCUUAGUGAAGGCAACGUGCAACUUGCUACUGCCAUCCUCUCUGAUAUUUCAACGCCCAGGAACCGAUCUAAAGCCCUUGCCCAUGUUGGAAUUGCGUUUGCUAUCUGUUUUUGUAUUGGGCCCCCGAUCGGAGCCUAUUUUGCCUCGAGGCCAGUUCCCCUAUUUGUAGGGGCUCUACAAAUGGAAUUGAACGUCUACGCGGUCCCGGCAUUAUUGACGCUCGUACUGCUUAUCGCAGAGACUUUGUUCCUAACAGUUGCUCUUCCCGAAACCCGAAAUACCCAACCCGACAAACCAGAAGUCCAUGUCAACGAGAAGUCGAAUGCUGCUUCUGCGGUACGGAGUGUGCAAGAGAGGACUGAAAUUUUGCGGGUCUUGCGCAAGCUCCAUUUCCUUUUCUUAGGAAUCUUCUCAGGCGUGGAAUUCACCCUCACUUUCCUUACCUUCGAUCUAUUCGAUUGGAAUAACAAACAGAACGGAGCAUUAAUUGGCACCAUUGGCAUCAUCAGUGCUCUUUUACAGGGAGGAUACGUCCGUCGUGCUAUCUCCAAAGUAGGAGAGGGGAAAAUGGCACAACGAGGGGUCUCGAGCUGCGCACUGGGCCUCGUGUUCCUAACUAUCCUUCCUCACUUCGUGUCCACUCAACCGAAAAUCGCUGUCGGACUGCUGCGAGCCGCAGCGGUCUGUCUGGCUUUCACUUCCGCGACAGUUGUAAGCUCGCUUACUGCACAUGCCUCCCUCCAGUGCGACGAGGGCUUCGACAAAGAUACAGGCAAACCUGCGGCUGUAUAUCCUGAGUUGGCCAAGGGCAAGGCACUAGGUGAAUUCCGGUCAUCAGGUCAGCUAGGUCGCGCAAUAGGGCCGUUGCUUGCAUGCGCGUCAUAUUGGACCUUCGGGCCGUCUGUUACUUAUGGUGUAAGCGCAAUGGCUAUGUUGACUUUGUCAGCGUCCAUGAAAACCGUCGCCGUUCUACCGGGAAAAUCAUGAUGAGACCGCCGCCGAUCAUCGGAGUGGCGUCUCACACCUAGUCGCAAUCUAGAAAUGCUUUACGGACUUGCAAAGCAUUUGAGGGCGGCGUACUUCUUUAGAGUGAUGUUCUAACCACUGCGGGAAGUCAAUGGAAAAUUAGAUUUCGCACGCGAAUCAGUCCAAUUGUUAUCAAUAUCGAUAUUCUAUAGGAACACUAAUAGAUACGAAUAGAACUUGGUGGAUGACUGU